This is a messenger RNA of Nymphaea colorata (pocket water lily), 1999 nucleotides long. RefSeq names its product probable sugar phosphate/phosphate translocator At3g11320. The record is from RefSeq and is a predicted model, not a curated record. NCBI's taxonomy places the organism in Eukaryota, Viridiplantae, Streptophyta, Magnoliopsida, Nymphaeales, Nymphaeaceae. Bases 614 to 1576 code for a protein of 320 amino acids. Gene Ontology annotation, cellular component: Golgi apparatus. Gene Ontology annotation, molecular function: antiporter activity. The transcript has 4 exons.
CUCUCUCUCUCUCCUCUCAAUUCUUCCAACCGUGUCGGCCUGACCGAAGCGAAGGGCUUCCCUUCUCGCCAUUCCUCCCAAUACAAAAGAGACAGACGGAGAGGAAGGGAGAGGGAGAGAGAACGAGAGGUGCCCACCGUUCCUUCCUCCUCCUCCUCCUCUUCUUCUCUUCUUCCGAAUGUUUCUCUUCUGAUGAUGAGGGCUGCCAAUUCUCUUCUCCCGAACCCUAGAUCUCCGACUCGUAUCGCGAUCCCGUCCCCCCUCGCCUCCUGAGAAUUCCGCGUGGAUCGAUUGCGAUAUCGCUUCCCUCUGGGCUGAAUUAUCGUCAGAUCUGAGUCCUCCGCCCAUGAUUCCUCUCGCGAACGGUAGCUCGCCCGGGUUUCCAUCUCUAGCUCCGCGGAUCUGGUGAUCUUUUGGCGGGAGAGUGGAGAUACAGCUCGCCAAUCGUUGAUUUAGUUCGUCGGAGGUGGAGAGGACCCGCGAUUGUGAUGAUUUCUUGCGGAAACCGUGGUUCUUUUGGGAGUGUUAGUAGAUCGAGUUGAAUUCUUCGGUUUUGGUGUUGAUCGAGAGGUGAGGUCGGAGGAAGAGGGGAAAUUCAGGAGUUGGGGGAGAAAUGAAGGGCUCGCUUCCGCUUCAGGCGGGGAAAUCCGCCGGCGGUGCUGGCGGCGGCCGUUUGUUUACGUUAGGACUUGUUUCGUCGUGGUAUGCUUCCAAUAUCGGGGUCCUUUUGCUGAACAAAUAUCUGCUCAGCAACUAUGGUUUCCGGUUCCCGAUCUUCCUGACGAUGUGCCACAUGAUGGCUUGCUCGCUCCUGUGCUACGUUGCGGUCGCCUGGUUCAAGAUGGUGCCAAUGCAGACGAUUCGGUCGAGGGUGCAGUUCAUGAAAAUCGCGGCCCUCAGCGCCAUAUUCUGCACUUCGGUGGUUAGUGGCAAUGUUUCGCUGAAGUACCUACCUGUGUCCUUCAACCAGGCGGUGGGGGCGACGACGCCGUUUUUCACUGCAGUUUUUGCUUAUAUUAUGACGGUGAAGCGGGAGGCUUGGCUAACGUAUGUGACGCUGAUUCCUGUCGUCACAGGAGUUAUCAUAGCAAGCGGGGGCGAGCCAAGUUUCCAUUUGUUUGGUUUCAUAAUGUGCAUUGGUGCAACUGCUGCAAGGGCGCUAAAAUCAGUCCUUCAAGGGAUCUUGCUGUCUUCUGAAGGGGAAAAACUUAAUUCCAUGAAUCUUCUUCUCUAUAUGGCCCCUAUUGCUGUGGUGCUUUUACUGCCUGCAACCUUGUUUAUGGAGCCAAAUGUGCUGGGAAUGACUGUUGCACUUGCAAGACAGGAUGUCAAGAUUGUUUGGUAUUUGUUGUUCAAUUCAUCAUUGGCAUAUUUUGUCAACUUAACCAAUUUCUUGGUUACAAAGCACACCAGUGCUUUAACUCUCCAGGUGCUAGGCAAUGCAAAAGGUGCUGUAGCAGUUGUGGUCUCUAUCAUGCUCUUCCGCAACCCUGUUUCGGUCACCGGCAUGCUUGGUUACACACUCACAGUUAUUGGUGUUGUUCUUUAUAGUGAAGCUAAGAAGCGGUGCAAGUGAACACCAAGAGCAUGCAGCACCACGUCGGAGCUCUGAUCAUGUUUGCAGCUGCAUCAGCUUGCCAGAUGCACCCCAUAUUCUUUUUGAAGUGGAAACUUGAAGGAAGGUUUCCAUCUUGUAUCAACAGCAGAAUAGUUGAGGAUAGAGAGGUCUCAAUAAAACUGAGAUUUUCGCUUUUUAUUUUAUGCUUUCCCUUUCGGGGAAGGAAAGGGGAUGUUGCUUGGCAUUCUUUAUUUUAACUUGGUUGCGAAAGAGUGCCGUAUAAUUCUUUUGGAGAAUUGGCCUUACACAACGGCUCCUUUUAUCUGUUAAUUUUCUAUUUAAUUAAUAUGAGAUGCUCCUUAUAAAAGUUAAAUUCUCGUUUAUGUCUCUUCGCUCAUGUACGACUUUCAAAUACGUAUAUUAAAAGGCUUUAGUUUUCAA